Messenger RNA from Priceomyces carsonii, 3453 nucleotides. Its product is annotated as poly(A)-specific ribonuclease. The transcript is spliced from 2 exons. Bases 1 to 3453 code for a protein of 1150 amino acids. Gene Ontology annotation, biological process: nuclear-transcribed mRNA poly(A) tail shortening; mRNA processing. Gene Ontology annotation, molecular function: nucleic acid binding; protein binding; poly(A)-specific ribonuclease activity. The record is from RefSeq and is a predicted model, not a curated record. Lineage: Eukaryota; Fungi; Ascomycota; Pichiomycetes; Serinales; Debaryomycetaceae. Gene Ontology annotation, cellular component: PAN complex; P-body.
AUGGAAGGUUGGCUAGAGGUUUGUCGAAUUCCGCCUCUUGGUGCUAAUGGAGGAGAACAUGGCAGAACCACGGCUUUAGAAUUCGAUGGCACCCAGAACUUACUUUGGUGUGGAGACUCAUUGGGAUUAACAAGAUCUUUUACAACUCAAAAUGAUACUUUGGGAUUUCAACCAUUUCAACUAUGUCCGUAUUCGAAAUUUCCAGUGUCAGAGAAUAAACCGGUGAGACAGCAUUUAAGUCAUAGAGAGGGAUUGUUUUCCUUGCUGCAAAGCUCAUUGAUAUUCAACAAUAGGAGAGGAAUAGUGAAGCAGGAGUUUUCAUGGGAAUUAUUUAAAAAUGGUAGUGAGCAAUUUAGAAAUUUGUCAUGUAUGGCUAUCAACUCGAAUGCAAACAAUGAUAUCAUAGUGGGAAGUGAUGAUUCCUUCAUGAAAAUUGAUGUUAAUAAGCCUAAUAAUUUAAUAAAUUAUGAUUACACCGGGAGUGUUUCUUUUGUUAAGACUGCUGCCAAAUUCUUAGUGUUGGGUAAAACCGAAGGUACAGUAGAUAUAUUUGAUCCACUGAGCCAAACGACAGUUAAGACAUUCCCUGGUCAUAGCAGCUCAUUAUCAGACCUAGACAUACAAGGGAACUAUAUAGCAACUUGUGGGUACUCAUCUAGAGCAAGAAGUUUUCAUCCUUCGAAGGAUUUCAUGGCUGAUCUGUUGGUAAAUAUCUAUGACUUACGAAUGUUGAAAGCUUUGGCGCCAAUACCAUUUCCUGCUGGUGCAUCAUGUGUAAGAUUUCACCCAAAACUUCCUAAUAUUCUUGUGAUUGCAUCACGGUCAGGUCAAAUACAGUUGGUGGAUAUGUUCGACCAACUGCUUGGAUAUUUAUAUCAAGCGAAUUUGGCAGUAUCUAAUACGCCUUUACAUGUUAACAACUCAUACUUGUCAAAUUUGGAAAUAAGUGGUAAUGGUGAGUUUAUAAGUUUCAAUGACAGUUGCUCGAAUCUUCACUUGUGGUCUUACAACCCUACUGGCAAAGAUUUUGUUAGUUUCCCAUCUCCAUUGGAACAGCCUGACAUCAUUCUUCCACUGUCGACAGAAUUUUUAAGUAUUGAUGAUAAUGUUCCCUUAUCUUCAGUUGGAAUGCCUUAUUAUAAGGAUCUUUUGCUAUCAAAUUUUGCCUCCGACUUGAGGUUCACAAAGGAGUUAGCUAAGCUCCCAAAAAAGAUUAUUACUCCUUUGACCAUGGACUCUCAAGAGAGGGUAUUUCCAUAUGAUGAACUGAAAUAUGGACCCAUGUACUUCUAUAAUAGGUAUGCCUCUUUGAAGGAAGGUAAUGCUAGAUCGGUUAAUAUACCGAAAUUUAUUAGCGAAAGGACAAACGACCUGAAAUCGACUCCAAGUAUUAAAAGUAACAACUCAACUGAUUCUGGAUUUGAUGGACACGAAAAUGAUAGUAUUUUUCAAUUUAAGGUUGCACCACCUGCUGAUUAUCUUAGCAAGGGGGGUGAUUUAAGAAGAACACCUAAUUGUUAUUCGAAAUUAUCCAUUCACUAUUCAAGAUUCGGUGUCGAGGAUUUCGACUUUGACUAUUAUAAUAAAUCUAAUGGUAUGUAUUGUGGAUUAGAGAAUCAUCUCGAUAAUUCUUAUAUCAAUCCCUUAAUACAACUUUACCGGUAUAAUCCUAUGUUUUACAAUUUAGUGAUCCUAAAAUUGAAAAACGAAUGGCUUCCGUGUGACGGCUCAACAAUCAUGAGAAAUCCUAACGGCUCUUCCAUUUUGAAUGAAUUGGGAUACUUGUUUGAUAUGAUGUUCAAAGCACAAGGAAAAAACGUUACGAUUUCGAACUUUUCGGAGACAUUAAAUACAAAUGUCAGUGCAGUACAAGAAGGACUCAUUGAUACCGAAGAAGGGAGGAAAUUCAACGCUCAGCAGUUGCGACUAUUGAUAUGUAAAUUCAAUGCUUUUUUGAUGUUUCAGUUGAAUUCUGAUUUAUUGGGUCAAUUCAAUGAUUCAUCGUUAGAUAAUGUAAUGGGCUUGCAAUAUGAACUUGAGGUUAAAAGUUCAUAUUGCCAUAUUAAUGAAAAGCAGGUUGGCAAACAAUUUGUCAUAGACUUAAUUACACCUCCCGAAACUCAAAUUGUUGAAUCGAAUACUGGUCGUUAUUCUAGAGACCGAAUUUUUAAUCGGAGGAGGGCCUAUUCAAUCGUGGACUAUUUGGACUAUUCGUUGAAUCAAGUUAAAGCUGUACCAUGCAAAGCUCAUAAUUUCGCUCACCCUUUGAGUGUCGAAAGUAAGAUUAAUAGCCUUCCUCCGUUGUUAUCUGUUAAUGUUAAUUUUACUAAAGAAGAGUUUGAUAUGGUCAGCAGCUACGAAAACUGGUUGGUACCCUCUUUCUAUGCUACAAGAGACAAUGGAAACUUAUCUUUUAAACAGAGCGGCCCCCAGAAUAGUUCAAAUUCGAUUAAAUACGAGCUUCAGGGAUUUGUGUGCGAAAUAAAUCACUCCGCCGAAGACUCAAUUGAUUCACAUAAUUUAGUAUCUUUUGUGAAAAUUAAUGGACAAUGGUUUUUAUUCAAUGAUUUCUUGGUAAUGCCUAUACUGGACUCUGAGGUUUUUAAUUUAUUGUAUCCAUGGAAGAAGCCAAUCAUAAUACUUUAUAGUGAUAUUGAUCAUCCACUGAAUCAAUGCUUUGACUACUUCACCAAUAAUCGCUUUAAGAGCGUCGGAAUCGAUGAUCAGAUCUUAUAUAAAGAUCAUUUUGCAGGUUCAAUUAGAGAUUCAUACAGAAAAGAGUAUGAACUUUUAAGCAAAGAGGAGGCACCAUCUGCUGGAACAUUGGUUGCCAUUGAUGCUGAAUUUGUUACUUUAAGGCCAGAAAUCCUAGAAAUAUAUUCUGAUGGCCGUAAGAACAUUAUAAAACCUAAGAAAUUGUCAUUGGCAAGGGUAUCUGCUUUAAGAGGAGACAACGGCACUAAGGAAGGCGUUCCUUUCAUCGAUGAUUAUAUCGUUCAUACCAGUGAAAUAUCAGACUAUUUGACUAAUUUUUCUGGUAUCGAGCCUGGUGAUUUAGAUCCGAUUAAGUCUGAUAAGAACUUGGUAACAUUACAAACAGCAUAUAGAAGAUUGUGGUUACUUUUGAAUUUAGGAGUCAUUUUCGUAGGUCACGGUUUAAAAAAUGACUUUAGAUGUAUCAAUUUACAAGUUCCUCCUUCUCAGAUAAGAGAUACAGCUGAAUUCUUUUACAAAAGUGAUUUUAAAAGAAAACUAAGUCUUAAGUUUUUGGUGUAUAUACUUCUCAAAGAAAAAGUGCAAACAGGAAAUCAUGACUCCAUCGAAGAUGCAAAUUCUGCACUUCUUUUAUACAAAAAAUACGUCGAAUUGAAAGCAAUAGGAGAGUUUGAGGCUACGCUAAAUAAUAUUUAUUUUGAAGGUCAGCAACUUAGAUUUAGGGUCCCAGAGUCUUAA